Molecule: messenger RNA, 1181 nt
Organism: Juglans microcarpa x Juglans regia
Lineage: Eukaryota; Viridiplantae; Streptophyta; Magnoliopsida; Fagales; Juglandaceae
Product: F-box/kelch-repeat protein At3g06240-like
Exons: 2
Coding region: 1-1143 (380 amino acids)
Molecular function (GO): protein binding
Source: RefSeq, a predicted model, not a curated record
AUGUUGAGCCGCCAUCUCCCUGAAGACGUGGUGACUGAAAUUUUGUCGACGCUGCCGGUAAAAUCGUUGAUGCGAUUUAAAUCUGUGAGUAAAGCCUGGUAUGCUCUCAUCAGAAACCCUCAUUUCAUCGCAAAGCACCACAAUUUCGCCAUUUCUGAUCACAAUCGCAAUCACUGCCGUCGAGUCAUCCUUGAGCGUCGCCGAGCAACAUUAGAUACCCCAUGUUUCUCCAUGCACUCUCACGACACCCUGGAGUUUUCCGGCGACAUACAUCUCAUCCCACAAUUGUUCUCAGAAGAUAUUAACCCAGUACUUUUCAUCGGUUCCUGUAAUGGAAUAGUUUGUGCUGUUGGUAUUUCUGUAGAGCGUUUUCAUCGUGGUCCUGAUCCAGACCGGGCUUGGGAGAUAGGGCUUUGGAAUCCUGCAACCAGAGAAUCUAAGAGGCUUCCGUUUAAUUUUGGCUUUGGCAUUGAUCUCAACACCAAUGACUUCAAGGUGGUUAAAAUCACGUGCUUCCAUUCUCCGCGGCAUUACCAAGUUGAGUUAUACAACCUUACUACUGAUUCUUGGAGAGUGAUUGAUGCAUCCCUCAACUCAGCCUAUUUUAUUUGUAGAUCUAUUUUUCCUUCAUACUUAAAUGGAUUCUGUUAUUGGUUGAUUAUUCCUCCGCGUUGCGACAGGGAGCAUAAUUUAUUGCUUUCCUUUGAUAUGAGCAAUGAGAUGUUCCGGGAAACAAUGUUGCCUGAUAAUGCAAGAUCUCUUGUUGACAUUGCCAUUAUCAAUGACUCUGUAGCUGUGAUGUUUCCUACAUAUAGUAAUAGUAGAAGGAAUGACGUUGGAAUAUCAUUGGAGUAUGAAAUAUGGGUGAUGAACGAGUCUAUUGUGGAAUGUUCUUGGACUAAACUAUUUACGAUUGCAGUACCCAGCCGUCCUUUACAAUUUCGGGACGAUGGUUUGAUUGUGCUUAACGGCGGCCAUUGUGUUUCAGAUAAAUGUUUGGUAUUGUUUGAUCCAAGAACAGGAGAACUUAAGAAUCUUCCAAUAUAUGGCCAAGGCUCGGAAAUGUUUGAUCUGGUGAGUUACGAAGAGAGCCUAGUUUUAAUUAAUGGAUGGAGGAAUGUGCUUGAGCAACAAGACACUUGAUGAUUAUGAUAUUGUUAUCACAGAUUUGGACUAUUAUU